AUGAUUAAUGAAAGGGGAGUGCUGGGCCCCAGGAGAAGACCUGAUCAGAAAAGGCCCGGUGAGGGCUCCGCCCCGCCCCCGCCUCUCCAGUUGCCCCGCCCACUCCCCGCCCCAUCGCGGGCGUCACUAGCGACCUGGCUACUUUCGGGGCGGGGCCCAGGGCUUCUCCUGACCACGCCCCCACCACCGCGCCACGCCCCUCUCCCGCGGCGGUCGUCACUUAUAGCUCGGCGCUCUCAGGGCGGGGCCCGGGGGAUGGGUAGGGGGCGGCCCGGGCUGACGGCGGCCUCGGCCCCGCCCCCUCCUCUCCCGCGCCCCGCCCCUUCCAGGACCCCCGCCCCCACGGCCGGCCACCGCUACAAUGCGGCCGGUGCGUCGCUGCUCGAGCCGCCGCUGCAGCUCUUCUGGACCUGGCUGCUGCAGUGGAUCCCGCUCUGGAUGGCCCCCAACACCAUCACCCUCCUUGGCCUCGCCGUCAACCUGCUCACCACGCUCGUGCUCAUCUCCUACUGCCCCACGGCCACCGAGGAGGCACCGUACUGGACAUACCUUCUUUGUGCCCUGGGACUCUUUAUCUAUCAGUCGCUAGAUGCCAUCGAUGGGAAACAAGCCCGAAGAACAAAUUCUUGUUCUCCUUUAGGGGAACUCUUUGAUCAUGGAUGUGACUCCCUUUCCACAGUGUUUAUGGCCAUCGGAGCGUCAGUUGCUGUCCGCUUGGGAACUCAUCCUGACUGGCUGUUUUUCUGCUCAUUUAUUGGAAUGUUCCUCUUUUACUGUGCUCACUGGCAGACUUACGUUUCAGGCGUGUUGAGGUUUGGAAAAGUCGAUGUAACGGAAAUUCAGGUAGCUUUAAUAAUCAUCUUUAUGUUGUCUACAUUUGGAGGAGCAACAAUGUGGGACUAUACGAUACCCGUUAUAGAACUGAAAUGGAAGAUCUUUCCGGUUCUUGGAGUAGUGGGUGGAGCAAUAUUUUCUUGUUCAAAUUAUUUCCAUGUUAUCCUCCAUGGUGGUGUUGGCAAGAAUGGAUCUACUAUAGCAGGCACUAGCGUCUUGUCACCUGGACUCCACAUAGGACUAAUUAUCAUACUGGCAAUAAUGAUCUAUAAAAAGUCUGCAACUAAUGUUUUUGAAAAACAUCCUUGUCUUUAUACCCUAAUGUUUGGAUGUGUUUUUGCUAAAGUCGCACAAAAAUUGGUGAUUGCUCACAUGACCAAAAGUGAACUGUACCUUCAAGAUACUGUGUUUAUUGGGCCAGGUCUUUUAUUCUUAGACCAGUACUUUAGUAAUUUUGUAGAUGAAUAUAUUGUCCUAUGGAUAGCAAUGGUCAUUGCUUCAUUUGAUAUGACGAUAUACUUUAGUGCUUUGUGCCUGCAAAUUUCAAGACACCUUCAUAUAAAUAUCUUCAAGACUACAUGUCAUCAAGCACCUGAACAGGUUCACAAGCAUAUUGACUGA
Elephantulus edwardii (Cape elephant shrew) is the source of this 1455-nucleotide messenger RNA. RefSeq names its product choline phosphotransferase 1 (gene CHPT1). The transcript has 10 exons. Gene Ontology annotation, biological process: phosphatidylethanolamine biosynthetic process. Gene Ontology annotation, cellular component: Golgi apparatus; endoplasmic reticulum membrane. Lineage: Eukaryota; Metazoa; Chordata; Mammalia; Macroscelidea; Macroscelididae. Gene Ontology annotation, molecular function: ethanolaminephosphotransferase activity; diacylglycerol cholinephosphotransferase activity. The record is from RefSeq and is a predicted model, not a curated record. Bases 1 to 1455 code for a protein of 484 amino acids.